Messenger RNA from Drosophila hydei, 1498 nucleotides. Its product is annotated as protein phosphatase 1 regulatory subunit 21. NCBI's taxonomy places the organism in Eukaryota, Metazoa, Arthropoda, Insecta, Diptera, Drosophilidae. Gene Ontology annotation, cellular component: early endosome; membrane. The transcript has 5 exons. The record is from RefSeq and is a predicted model, not a curated record. Bases 126 to 1391 code for a protein of 421 amino acids.
UUGGACGCUUUCCCAUAACUAAUAUUGCAGUUUUGGCACUUUCUAAGCGCAAAAAUAGUUCUAUUUAUUUAAACAUAAGCUCAGUAUUUGUGCAGACUGCGCAAGUCGGCGUUUUACCUGCCGGCAUGGCAGAAAAAAUGACCAGCAUGGAUGCCACAGUGCCAGAAGCCAAGUAUCAGAAACUGGCGAGUGAAUACUCAAAGCUGCGUGCCCAAGCCCAAGUACUGAAGAAGGCGGUGCUAGACGAACAGGCAAAGGAGGCAAAUCUGCGUGAACAACUACAACAGAACGCCACAUCGUUAAGGCGAACUGAACAGGAGGUUGACUCACUGGGUUUUCGCAACAAGCAGCUGGAAUCGCGUGUCUCCCACCUGCAGCAAGAAUUAACGGUGCAUGAGCAGGCGCGCAAAAAAAAAGAGACAAGCAAACGAGGGCUUUUAGGAGGCAGCAAACAGGAGCCACCAAGUGAAGCGCCAAACAUGAAUCCAGCGCAGGAAGCGCUAAUCUUCGAAGAACUUCAGAAGAAAAUAAUGGAAAACGCACAGCUGACGUCAUUGAUAGAUGACAGGCAACGCGACUUAUUGUUGUACACAGAACGCAUAUCGGAACUAGAACAGAAACUAGAGAAACGAAUAGGCGACCAGAACGAUUUGGAAAACCGCUUGCGAAAAGAGGUGGAAACGCUGCAACUGAGAAACUGUGAACUCGAAACAAAGCUGGUCGAUGCUGCGAGCAUGAUUGGUAGUGAGGAUGCUUUGAGCGCCACUGGCAGCGAUAACACGCCGCUGCAUAAUCAACAGCAGCACCAGUUUACCACCAAUUUAGCCUUAACACUCACUGCCGAAGAACGCAUCGUGCUACUAGAAAAGGAAGCGGCGCAUUGGCGAGCUCAGUACGAGGUGGCCAAACUGAAUCAGAGUUUAAGCUACAACUCGAACACAAAUGUAGAUCUCAGCAAAACGUUGAUUGAUGCCAGCAGUAUUUGUAGCUGUAGCACAGCUGCGGCGGGCAUUACCGUUAAGCCAUGUUGCCUAGAAAACAAAAGCGGCCAGCGAGCGCGCGAUUCGCUGCAGGAACCGCAAGAGCCGCCCACAAAAGAGCAGCUUUUAUAUAGCGCCUUCAGCAAAAAGUAUGAAGAACUUUUACGACUCAAAGCGCUAGCCGAGUCCCGCGUACGGUCUUACGAACAAGAAACUUUGCAUUUGCAAAUCUGCCUAGAAAAUGCCUCGCAAGAACUGAAAGCCAAGGACGAGCAAUUGUCCAGCCUUGGAGGUGCACUGCAAUUGCUUGAGGAGGAGUUGUCCACGACUCGCUACAACUAUGAAGAGCAGAUCAGUGUGCUAACAGAGCAAGUGAUAAGCUUAAGUGAACAGUUGGCUGCAUGUAAAUGAAAUCCGCCUGCCUCAUUGCUUUAUAUUGUAUAUUAUUCAAAAGAAGACACUGGCUACGUUGUAAGCUAGUUGGUUAUUUUCGAAACGAUUCUUUCAUUCAAUCAAAA